AGUUUUCCCGUUUCCACAACAAAACUUUCCAUCAAUUUCCUCAAAAAGAUUAGAUAAACUAGUUUCAAGUGGAGCAACUUACUUGUUUUUUAUACGUAGUUCAAUCGUUACUGUAUUUUAUUUGUUGCGGGCAAUAAAAACGAAUCUGUAUCAUAUUAAUAACCUUGUUAAUGAUAACGCAGGAUUGCUUCAAUUAAUUCAGUUGUACUAAUUAAGUCAGUCAAUUUACACCAUGGUUGUGGAAGUGCCUAAAAUCCAAUUAGGAAAUGGACAGACUAUGCCUAUUGUCGGACUAGGCACUUACGCGCGUAAAGCGGAACCAGGCCAGUACCGGCAAGCGGUAGAGUGGGCUAUAGAGGCUGGUUACCGGCACAUAGACACAGCUUCCUGCUACAACAAUGAGGAGGAGGUCGGAGAAGGGAUAGCUAACGCAAUAAGCAAAGGGCUUGUCACUCGGCAGGAGCUGCUUGUCACAACUAAGUUGUGGAAUGACUGCCACGCGGAAGCUGAUGUUAUCCCGGCUCUGGAGAAGUCCCUAGCGAGGCUGAAACUGGACUAUGUCGACCUGUAUCUAGUGCAUUGGCCUGUCUCCGUUACUGCUUCAGGAGAAGACACGGGUAUCGACUACCUAGAAACCUGGCGCGGUAUGGAAGAAGCGGCGCGAAGGGGGUUAGCGCGGGGCAUCGGCGUUUCUAACUUCAACGCCGACCAGCUCCAGCGGGUCUUACGAGUCGCGCAGAUCAAACCACUCGUCAACCAGAUAGAGAUAAACCCAACGCUGACUAACCACGAGCUAGUCAACUUCUGCAAAGCCAACGGCGUGGUUCCAGUGGCGUAUACCGCACUAGGUCUGCUAUCAGAAGCUCGGCCAGAAUUUGCUGAUAAGGAUGUCAUUAAGACGGACGCGGCCCUUGGCAGGGUGGCUGAGCAACAUGGGAAGACUCGAGCUCAAGUUGUCCUGAGAUAUCUGAUCCAGCGGAGCAUCCCGGUGAUCCCCAAGUCCUUCACGCAGUCCCGUCUAGCCGAGAACCUGAACCUCUUUGAUUUCGAGCUGAGCCCGGCCGAUAUGGACGUGGUCGACUCAUACAACAUCAACCAUCGCUGUUAA
Molecule: messenger RNA, 1108 nt
Organism: Leguminivora glycinivorella
Lineage: Eukaryota; Metazoa; Arthropoda; Insecta; Lepidoptera; Tortricidae
Product: aldo-keto reductase AKR2E4-like
Exons: 6
Coding region: 233-1108 (291 amino acids)
Cellular component (GO): cytosol
Molecular function (GO): aldose reductase (NADPH) activity
Source: RefSeq, a predicted model, not a curated record